GUUUCAAAUGUUUCCCUCUUCUUUCUAUUAUUCUCUUUCUUUUUGCGAAAGUUUGAAAUUUUACUUUUUUAUUAUAUUUUUUUUUCUUCUCUCCAGCUGUCUGAUUUACGUGAUAAAGUAGGAAGAGCCGAAAGAAAAGCUCAAGAUGCUGAAGCAAAGGCGCAGGUUAUGGAAGAGCAGUUUUAUGAAAUAAAAAGAAGAGCUUCACCAACAAAUAUUUGCAUUUGUGAUUUAACAUUUUGUUUUGAAAGCGAUCGGACAUGUUCUCACAAGGAAUGCAUGAUAUCGUCAUUGGAACAUCAAAUUGAAGAACAAAAGAGAUUGAGAGUGUGUGAUGCAAAACAAGUUGAAGAUAAAGCUUCAAAAAUUAAAGAGUGGGUAAAAAACAAACUGAAAGAGCUUGAGGAGCAAAAUCAGCACUUGAAAGAACAAAAUCAUAAGUGCAAUGUCCAGUUGGAGUUCCUAAGAGAUCAACUAAGCGAAUUAUCAAGUCCUAAGAUUCCGCAUAAAAAAGUAGGAGAUCGAGGCAGUGCAGAGGACUCUUCUCGUGGUAGCUAUGAAGAAAAUGUGGAUUCUGAUGACAGUUUACCGCCACCAGAAACUCUUGAUUAUUCCUCGCAAGCAGCACAUAUGCAAGAAGUUUUAAAAGAGCACAUCUUCGGCAUAACUGAUGAAUAUAACCAUAUACCCAAGUUACCCAUAAAACUUAAUCAAAAUUGCCCUCCUAAUAUAUUGUAUGCUUCUGUUGAUUAUUUGUCCAAAAAGCAGAAACAUAUUCCAUGCCAAACAAUGACUGAACCUCCUAAAAUAAGGCUGGAAAGAAAAAAAUAUGCACCUGACUGUUGUUUAACUCCAUCCACAAUUAGUACAACAUCAGAACACAGAUUUUCAGAAAUGGACUGCCCUUCUUGGAAUCAUUCGUCUUCUAGAAUCGGUUCUGGAUUAGUUGAUGUUGAGACUCCUACUAGUCCUGAGUUAGAAUCCUCUUUUCCCGCAAUAUCUUCUCAAAACGUAUUGGAAGAUGAUUGCUUAAGUCAAAGACAAUCCUUUUCUGUCCCAGAACCACAUGAUUGCCAAAGUGAGUGUUUAUGCCAUAUAGAUCAAGCAUAUCUUCAAUCUCAUGUACCAAAAUCUCAUAAAAUUCGCCCUCUUACUGCUCCAAAUGCUUGUGUAUCUGAUUUAGAAAGACUUAAAUUUCUUGAAUCAAGCAAUCACAAUCAUAAACCUGAUAAAAAUGUUAUAACUCUUGAAAAUUUUCCAUGUUCUUUGAAUUUAUAUGGAAAUCACAUUUGCCAUCAAGAUGAACUUCACGAUUAUGCUGAAAUCUACACUCCAAAUAAAGAAUGUAUUGAUUUUUACACCAAUAAUGAUGGCUGUGAAUCCACUACAACUAAUGAAGCAGUUACUUGUACAAAAGCACCAACUCCUCCUCUGCAUCGUUUUCCUUCCUGGGAGUCCAGAAUUUAUGAUGUUGCCUUAAGUGGAAUAAAUGUACCAAUUGAUACCUUUAAGGCACCUCUGGCUGAUACUUCCAAUAAUAAUCAAGCUAAAAGUUCAACUGAUACUAGUAAUUCUAAUGCUGCUUUUACAGAACUUAGCAUCCCUGUAUAUGCUACAGUGAAUGGGCGAGCAUCUCAAAUUAGAUCUGUUCCAUUUACUGGGGAGUCCUCUGAUUCUUCAGAUAAUGAGGACACCAGGGUAACUAUGAUUACAACUUCAUCUCAAACUACUAGUGGUGACACAGAAUCUUCAACAUCAAUUGGGGCAAAUGCUGUUGAUCACAGCCCAGUCGAUAAGAAAGUAUUUAUGCAUUGUAGAAAGUUGUCGAACUCUACUCUUCCUCCAUGUCCAACAUCCUCCACAGUAUCUAAAUACCAUUCAACUACAUCCUCUCCAAUGAAACAAAGAGAGUUAUCUAGUGAAUCUAUUUUAUCUGAUGAUUAUGCUGUUCCUCCUGAUGCUGUAUCCAUUGAUGAAAUUAGCAUGACAGACAACCGUCCUAGUCUAAAUAAUACUCCAACAUUUUACCGCAAAAUUAUUAACUGUGAUGAUUCAAUAAAAAAGGAAACUCUUGAAAAGUGUGGUUUUCUAACUAAACUUGGAGGAAAAUUUAAAACUUGGCGUCGAAGAUGGUUUGUGUUGCGCAAUGGGACUCUCAGUUAUUAUAAAUCUCAGACUGAUGUAAAUAGAAAGCCUCAAGGUCAAAUAGUUCUGGAUGAUGUUUGCCGUGUUAAUCGAGCUUAUGAUGCUGCUACAUUUGAAAUUUCAACUGGAAAAAGAGUAUACUAUCUAACAGCUGACUCUAUAAAUAUGAUGGAAGAGUGGAUAAAAGUACUACAGAAUGUGUUGCGCCAAAAUGCCACUAAGCUAUUAUUGACUAAAGAUGAUAAGCCUACUAUUGAAGGCUGGUUGACUAAGGUUAAGCAUGGUCAUGCGAGACGCAGUUGGUGUGUUCUUAUUGGACGAAUGUUUCUGUACUUUAAAACUCCAAAUGAUUGUAAUCCUCUUGGUCAAAUAAACAUGCGAGAUGCUAGAGUAGAGGAAGUCUCACAUGUUUCUGACAGUGAUGAUGAAGAUCAUGAUCACAAUAAAAUCACAAAAUCUGAGUGUACCAUAGGAAUAUUUCCUAAUCAUCAAGGACCCACUUACCUCCUUAUGGAUAAUAAGCAGGAAAUGGAUUCUUGGUUGUAUAACUUGACUGUAGUCUCAUCGGGUCAUAAUUUAGCAGGUACUCAAACUGAACAACUUUUUGCCAAACUGAUGGAAGUUGAUGGUGAUGAAAGCUCACCUAUAUGGAAACAUCCUCUUCUUCUUUAUACUAAAGAUUCAUUAUCUCAACCUCUAACUACUCUUCCUUCUGAACAACUUCAAAUGGAAGCAGUUAAAUUAUUUAAAUCCAUCCAAUUAUUUAUAUCUGUACCUAUGGAUACAUCAGGGAUUGAAUAUCAUGUUGCUUUAGCUCAAAAUUCUUUACAACAUUGUCUCAUUUAUCAAGAAUUGCAAAAUGAGUUGUUCUGUCAGUUAAUAAAACAAACUUCUCGCCAUUGUCAUCACAAAAGUGGAGUUCAGCAACUUAUUAUUUGUGCCACUCAAUCUCUUUUUAUGUGUGACACAUCAUCUACAGAAAAAGGAACAUCGGUGUCCACAGGAAACACAGAGAAACCUAUUCCAUCUGAAAGCAAAUUUAAUCCAGCUCCUUUUGUAUUUGUUCAAGCCUGGCAACUUUUAUCAUUAGCUGUAUCAUUGUUUCUGCCCAAAAAUCGAACAUUGUGGUAUUUAAGAAUUCACCUGCAAAGAAAUGCUAACACAAAGUUUGAAGCUGGUAAAUAUGCAAUCUUUUGUCAACGUGCUUUAGAAAGAACAUUGGCUAAUGGAGGAAGAGAAUGUAAGCCUUCCAGAAUGGAAGUUCUCAGUAUUUUUAUGAAGAAUCCUUAUCAUCAUUCAUUACCACAUAGUAUACCUGUACAUUUUUUAAAUGGAACUUACCAGGUCUUUGGAUUUGAUGGUUCUACUACUGUUCAUGAAUUCAUUGAAACUGUCAAUCGAGAAGUUGGCAUUCGGGAUUGUGAAUAUUCUGGCUUUGCUUUGUUUAGUGAUGAUCCAAUUGAAAAAGAUUUGGAACACUGCCUUUUAAAAGAUGCAAAGCUAUGUGAUGUUAUUUCUCAAUGGGAACAAGCCUUACGAGAGCAGCAUUUUGGAAAAUUUGAAAAUACUAAAGUAUUAAAGCUUAUUUACAAGAAUAGAAUCAUACUACGGCAAAAUAUGAAAGCUGAGACUGAUAAAGAAAGAUUACUUUUAGUAUAUCAAAUAAAUGAAGAUAUUGUUGAUGGAAAGUUUCCAUUAUCCAAGGAAUUGGCUGUUGAACUUGCUUCUCUUCUUGCACAAAUUGAAUUUGGUGAUUUACCAAAUGAAAUGCAUUAUGGAUCAGAGACACAUACCAAACCAAAACUGCAAUUGGUACAGGCUCUAGAUAAAUUUUUUCCAAAACAUUUAAGGAAUGCUUCAACAGAUAGAAAACUUUGUGAUUCAAUUAAAGAAAAAUGGAUUGGGCUUAAAGGCUGUAGCAUCACAGAUUGUGUUCGAGUUUAUUUGAACUGUGCUAGAAAGUGGUCUUUCACAGGAGGAAAACUUUUUCCUGCUAAAUUAAAAUGUGAUGCUAUUCAAAAUGUUUGGCUUGCAGUUGCUGAAAACUGUAUUGCAGUUUUGGAUGCUGUUUCAUUGCAAUGUUUGGUACAAUAUCCAUAUUCUUCUGUGCUGACAUUUGGAGGUUGUCGAGAGGAUUUUAUGUUAGUAAUCAACUGUGGAGAUAUACCAGGAGAAAGAAACCAGUGUUCAACUGAACGUUUGUUGUUUAACAUGACAAAGCCCAAGAUUCUGGAGCUGACAUUGUUGAUUGCAGAUUACAUGAAUGCAACAGUUCAGAAUGCGCAAUACAAUAAGAGAAGUGGCAGUGCUGUGCCAUCUUCACCUAAAGGAUCUAUUUCCACUGUAUAUAAUUCUGAUAAAAUUCAAUCUAAAAUCCGUGCCAACCACACUGUUUCACAGAGCAGUAAUACAACUACUGGAAGCAUCCCACUUGACUCUUCUCCUGAUCAUGCAAAAUUGUCCUUGUCAUGAAGGCUAUCUCAAUAUUUCAGUGAACUUGAUCAAAAUUUUCUCAAUAUAUUUGGGGGCCAAUGUUUAAAUUAAAGUUUUUCAACCAUAUAUUUUCACCUAUAAGGCAAUUGUUAUCAACCAUCUAAGUUUGUAAAUUUUUUGUGUGCCCGUUUAUUUAUUUUUCUGUAAUUUCAAUAUCUCUUAAAUUAUGAAACAAUUACGAAUAUCUUUCCAAAAAAAUUAGAUAAGUGUUAUAAGUAGAGUAAACAAAAGUAAAAAAUAAAAAAAGCACCCCAUGUGCUAACCUUCAUGUGUUUAUUGACCAUAUAAAUAUUAGAAUGAAAUGAACUGGAUAAAGUAUCUUUUUUUAAUCCUGAUUCCAAAAUAGUUUUACAGUGUACUUUCAUCAUUUUUUUUUAAAUUUUUCGUUUUAUUUACAUUUCAUGCAAAAUAGUUUAUCUUAAGUGUUCACCACAUUUACUGUUUAUUUUUCAAAAUAUGUUUUAGACAACAUAUUAGAGACUGGCUCACUUAAAUUGGGGGCUACUUUUAUUAUUGUGAUUCUACAAUUUUUAAGCAUAAGACUUCGGUUUAGUUGGGAACCACUCCUCUUAUUGAUGGUUUAGAAUGUUGAGGUUUCAUUUGCAGUGAAACCUUCUGUUACGGACACUUCUAACAAAUGGACACCUCUCAUUACAGACAUAUUUUUAAUUUCCUGUUAAUCUGCCAUAAAUAAACCAUUAUGCACCUUUUCCACAAAGCGGAUAUUCCCGUAACCGAACGUGGACAGACAUUUAUGCCCUGAAAUGUUUUUUUUAUACUUGCUUCAAACCGGACACCAAUUUUUCUAAAUUCAAAAAAAAAAAUUAUGCUUUAAAUUCUGAGGGAAAAACAUGCAAUGUUAAUUAUUUGUAUUAUCUACUACUAAAGAUAUUAUGAAGCUAUUUCACCUCUAAAAAAUUUAUCAUUCUCCUGUCACCUUCCUUUAUUUUUACAAAGAAAGGAAGGAAAAUGAUACUGCUCUUGUGAAAUAUAUUCUUUUCAUAUAUUCUUUUUGUAUUAAAAAAGUAUUUUUUAUAGUUUAAAUAAAUAUCAUUGCGAAUAGUUAUAUAUUAUUAUAGAUUAUUUAAAUAUUUCUAUAUCAUUGCAACUAUUCUAAAAAAAAUUUUAGACGGUAAAUUUCGUUGUUAGUGUAUUCUUCACGUUAGCGAACAACUUGAGUAAUCGGACAAUUUUUUGUGUUCUAAGAGUGUCCGUUUUGCCGAGGUUUCACUAUAUUCUCAAAUUAAUACAUAAUUUGGUUCAAGAAAACUAUAGUAAUUUAAACCUUAAUAAAUUUUCCAUCUCAUUUGAGUAAAGGAAGUUGUUUAAAGAAGUGAUUAACAUACCUAUUUUUCUAUUUAUUGAACUAUAUUUUAAUUUUUACUCAUGUUCUUGCUUUUGUUAAUUUUUUUAAACUAUGUUUAAACAAAUUGCUUUUAAUUUGUUAUGAAAUCUCUUUUACAACAUUGAUGAUUGCAAGAUUUUUCUAGAACUGCCAAGCACACAUAUUAAUAGUUUUUUUCCUUUGAAUUUUUCGGUUAUACAUAUUUAAUAAUUUUCGGUAAUAUAUAUUUUUGUUUAGUGAUCCAGCAUAUAAUUUCAUUGACAACAUAUAUGGAGUGUAAAUUAAUUUUAAAUCAUGAUAUGCCAUCAGGAUAUAUAGUCUCCUCUGCUAUGUUGUGGAAGCUUUUAAAAUAGUUUGUUGGAAUAUGUUAUAAAAAUCAUUUUUAAUGACUGUUGAAUCUGUGACUUUCAAUUUGUUACUUAUAUUGUUGAUGUUAAAGGAAAAGCAUUUGGGAUGUACACCUAGGACCCCACUAUUGAGGGUUUCUAAGUCAAUUUUUCUGAUUUUAUUUCAGAUAUCUCGUAAUAAUUUUGCAAUAUUUGUAUUAUGCGGACAAUUUCUGUGCUAAGCUAUUAUGGUAAAACAAUUUUUUGUUCAAAGUGUUCACUGUUAGUAUAUUAUAUCCAUGAACUCAAACUUAUUUAUUAUUUUUUCUUGCAAUACAUAGAGGUCCCAGAAUCUAUAAAUCUGUCUCUGUUUACUAUAAUGCAUUCAUGCAUGCAAAAACAAACUUGGUCCCUUAUUAUUAAAUUGAAUCGUUUUCUAAAUAUAUUUUAAUUUUUGUCCAUAUAUUAAUUUAAACAUUUUAAAAAAAUUUUUGUGGUUGUAGAUAUAUUGUAUAGUCAGUAUAGUUAAUUAUACUUAUUGGGAAAUAGUUAUAAUAUUUGUAUUGUGUAAUGUAUCACAUAUUUUAUUUGAAAAAUGUGUUUUACUUUAUUAAGUGAAGAUUGUGCUCUAUGACCUUUUUCGCCUUAACACAGGAUGAUUAAAAUUUAUAUCCACUUAUGUAAAUUGAUCAUUUCUGUUGUUUGAGCUUUUUUUGUGUAGUAAAAGGUUUUUGCUUACUAUUCGCUUUUAUGAACCUCAGUCUAUCUCUACACAGUUUGGCGAAACAAAAAAAUCACAGUUGAACUAAAAAGUAGUUUUUUUUAAUGUGUUUAGUCACCAACCAUCAUGGAGGAAAGUAUUUCCUCUAAAUAAUAACAGGUAUUAAAUUUUCAAGAAAAUUACCUGCUAUUACAAAAUCAUAAUUUGAAUAAAUCUAUGGGCUCUAUUGUUGAACUAGUCUAUCUUGAAUCUCACAUGAAAGGGAAAAAAACAGGAGAUACAGAUUUUAAAUGUGGUCAAUAAUGAAACAUUUUAAUUGUUUUUGCUGUAGAAAAAAACAGUGGAAUGAUUACAUAUUAAUUAUACCUACAUACUUUCCUUUUUUCUUAAAAAUAGUUUUAUCUUUGAGGUGUAACUUUCCUUGCUUCAUAUAGACUUCUAAUGGUUCCAAGAGCUGCAAGGUAUGCUCUGUCUUCUGAAACAUCUAACAUAUAAUGAAUGGUAUUAUAUCCAGCAAUAAAGGACUUUUCAUGUUGUGAGGGGAAUCAUUUCUUUAAAAAAAGUCUUUUGAAGAAAUGCUGACAUUUAAUUCUAAUUUUAUAAAUAAAUUUACUAGUGUUUAGAAAUUAUCAGCAGUUUCUCUUGCUUUUUUUUAUAUAUACUUUCACUCUCACUGUUAGUUUUUUCCUCUUCACGGGUUUUUAGAAGUGUUUUCACAAAAGAACUUUAUUGAAGCAAUUUUCAAAACAGGCAUAUUAUGUGUACUGCAAUUAUCUAUGAAUAAAAUAAUUGUUCCUUUUUCACUCCCAUAGAUUUGUUUAAGGAUUUUAACCAAUCUCUGAACAUCUCACUUUUUAUCCCAGCUUCUCUGUUGACUUCAUACUUGCAAACGAAAGAUUUAACUUUAGCCAAGCACCUAGAUUUUGCUGAGUGUCCCAUAAAGAAAGAAAGAGUUUUGCUAAUUGAUCUUCAUUGGCAGCUAAGUACCUCAAACGAACUUAGUUUUGCAAUCUUGAAACACUGCCACUUUCUUAGGUGAGCAAUGAUAACACAGUUCUGCUUCAUUUGCAUUGAAAAUAUCCUUUCACUAGAGCAGAGAUUUUUUUUUGUUAAUUCUAGACAGAUACUUUCUGGUACACUUUCAUCUCAAAGUUUGCAAAAAUAAUAUUAUGCCUAUUUUACUAUGUUCGAUCUUUCCAGUGCUACUUUUUAAAAGUUCUCCAUAUCCAAAUUCAUUGACAAAUUCUUUCGUUUUACUUUCCAUUAUUUGUCUACUCAAAGUGAUUUCUUGGUCUUCGCAUUUUGUAAACCAUUUGUUGAGGCAUUGUGAAAAUUACAUUUUUGACUUUUCUGACCUUCUCUUUGCUUAAAAACUUUUGCUAUUAAAUUUUUGAUUACUUUUUUUUGUAUCUAAUUUCCAUCCUAGAAUUUUCAUCAUUUUGUCAAUAGAAAAUGAGAUUUUAUUUAAACCCCUAUGCAUGGUAAAUACUUUCAAAAUCGAAUUUCCAAAAGUUUUAGAAUAGACUUGCUUUUGAAAAACCACCACCACAUAAGAAAGUCAAUAAAAUGGAAAGAGUUUCUGCUCCCCGAGUUUUGGCUUAAAUAGGAAAAGUGAGCUCUGGUGCACUUUCAACAACCCCUCACUAAUUGAUGAAGUCUUCAUGCUCUUCUUUUUUGCUUGGAGAUUACUGGAAUAGUGGUAUGACUUGAAUUUCAAGCAAUACUCCCCUCACCAGUUCACACCAACUUCCUAGAGAGACAUGGAAUUUUUCCUGAAGAAUGGUUGUCUUUGAGCAUCGAUUUCCGUAAUUAUAUAACCGUAACUAUGCACCAAAAUGUGAGGUCGAGGUUUUAAAGGAAAUUGUUUUGAAAUAAUUGAAGGUACAUAAAAAUAAAUUAGUAGAUGUAGGAAAUUUCAGAAAUUUUGAGAUAAUCAGGUUUGACUGCAUCAGAUUAACAGUUAUACUUUUAAAUGUUCCUGAAAUAACUUUCAUUAUUUAAAAGUUCUUUAAACAAUCAUUAUUAUUUUGCUACCACUAUGUAAAAUCUUUUUCCCAACAACUCAUUUUAUUGCUAGUUCACAGCUAUAGAUAUGUUAGUGUUUCUGAGUAAAACUAGAACAUUUGAAAGAGUAUAAAAUAGAGUCAAUACCAGAUUAUUUAAAGUAAGCUACAAAGCUGAGUUAUAUUAUUUUUUAAUUUGUUAUUGCACAUGAAAGGUGGAAAAUGUUUAAUCGUAUUGUCCUAUAAUUAGGCUGAUCAAUAUCUUAAAGACACUUCAAUCAAUUCCUAUUAUUGUAGACUUUUACAUUCAUGUUUAUAACAUAUUGCUUAAAAAAAUCUGUCUUGUGAUAAAUCAAGUGCCAAUGAUAAUAAUUGUGGUAUGUGCUAAGAAGUAGUGGAGAAAUGAAUCAGAUAACAAAUUAUGAAAAACUUGAUGUGUUAUAUUACGGAUAAUUUUGUAUAAAGAAAAUGUAUGUUAAAAUUUUUAUGUGAAGCAAAUGCACAAAAAUAAUGUAUUGAAGUCUAAAUACAUCCAUAUUUGUUACUCUAUUUCUUUCAAAAUACUUAUAUGUAUAGAAAAAAAUAUUUUUCUCUGAUGAGAAUAAUUUAUAGUAAGUCGCUAUUCAGCUAUAGAGUAUCAGAAAUUAUAAACUUCAUUUAAUUUUGACUUAUAUUUCAGCCCAGAUAUUUAAUAAAAUACUUUACUUAAUUAAUACAUUUACUUCUGUUUCAAUAAUAUCUUUGAGGAUUUUUAAGAUAAAUAAGGCAGGUUCCAUUAUCCUUAACUCCCUUCCCCAUGAUUUUUCUUUCAUUCUUCUCCUUUAUUUUUAGUGAAACAUAGUUAUAUUUUGCAACCUUGCACUUAAUUUAACUGAAUACUGCUAGAUUAAGUGCUAGUCUUGCGCCAUUAAGCUGUACAUUCAACACAACCUACUUUAUUCAGAUGUCCUUUUAUCUGUUAUUUAUGUUGUCGGAAAACUAGCUUUUUUCCUCUCUCCAACAAGAAAGAAUUGUAUUAAGAAGAAACUUCAGUACAAACUUGCCCAAAUGUAAAAAUUCUGUUUUAGUAAUGAACUGCUUAAAAGAAACCAAGUAGUUCCGCAUGUAUUUAAUUUUCUUUCACAUUUUCUUCCAUAUAAAUAUUUAAUAAUUUUAUUAAUCUUAUUCUAUAAGUAUUUUUCUUAAGAAAAUAAUGCAAAGCUUUUUUUAAAAUUUUUUAUAAAUGGGCUAAAACAUUUAAUUUUGCAAGCUUCCGUUUAGGUGCAAUCUGUCAAGUUCAUGGUUUAUCUCUAACUAUAAAUUGUUUGCUUAUAAAAGCAGUCAACAAUUUGUCUUGUUUAGCUUCCAUACCACCAAUAUUAGAAUGAAUGUCACAUCAAUAAAAAAAUAUUUUGUAAAAUUUACAAUUUCUUGAUUAUCACUGAUUGUUUCUUUAUAUUCUUCACUAUAAAAGCAUUAAAUCUUUAUUUUAGAUAUUCACAAGCCAAUCACUCAUCUGUUGUAUGAAAUUUCCAUCAAACUUCUGUUGUUGUUGGAAAUAUAUAGCAAGUAUCAUUUUUUUAAAGUUACUAACAGUAUUUUCACUUCUAUUAACUUCAUAUUUGUCUUGUACCACAUAUUUUUAACUUUUCUUUAAUGAAUGUCAACCAAAUAAAUGUCUUUAUUUAGAUGUAUUGACAUUAAACUUCUGUUAUUGUUGUUGGAAAUAUGUAGCAAAUACCAUUUUUUUUUUAAAUUAGCAACAGUAUUUUCACCUCUAUUAACUUCAUAUUUGUCUUGUGCCACAUGCUUUUAACAUUUUUAUAAAUUAAUGUCAACCAAAUAAAUGUCUUUAUUUAGAUGUAUUGGCACUGUUUUCAAAGCUUAACAGCCUAUUGUAACUUUUUUAAUGCAUGCUUGUAAAUCAAAAUUAAUUUUGUCUAUUAGUUAAAAAGAUUGCAAUGUAUAUAGUCAUCAUUCAAGUGUUUAUAUGUAUAUAUAUAAUUUUCUGAAAGAAAAAUAAAUCUACAUGUAUUUUUUGUGGUACUUUUACUAAAACUGGAAAUAGUUCGGUAGUGGUUCAUGAAAGAACUUGUAAAGUAUUUAAAUAUGCUAACAAGAUGUAUUUUUGUGUGUAGUGUUAUUUUACAUAUUCACUUUUUAAUAAAAUGUUUAUUUAAAUCAUCCUAAA
This is a messenger RNA of Parasteatoda tepidariorum (common house spider), 11203 nucleotides long. Lineage: Eukaryota; Metazoa; Arthropoda; Arachnida; Araneae; Theridiidae. The record is from RefSeq and is a predicted model, not a curated record.